Molecule: messenger RNA, 897 nt
Organism: Chelmon rostratus (copperband butterflyfish)
Lineage: Eukaryota; Metazoa; Chordata; Actinopteri; Chaetodontiformes; Chaetodontidae
Product: myeloid-associated differentiation marker-like protein 2
Exons: 1
Coding region: 1-897 (298 amino acids)
Cellular component (GO): membrane
Source: RefSeq, a predicted model, not a curated record
AUGGGAGUAAUUGACGAGGUUAAGAACACCCUGUCCAAGGCGGUGUUUACUCCUUCUUCUCUGUUAACCGGCCGCGGUGGUCUGCACAUAGCUCAGAUCAUUCUGUCUCUGGCCACCUUCCUCCUGGCUGCCUUCAGAGGAGGGAGCAGCCAUACCUACUGGAUCUACGCCAUGUUCACCUGGGCCUUCUGCCCCAUAAUGACCCUCUUCAUCACCAUUAUUGAGAUGUUUAAGCUCAAUAUCGUACUCAACAUGUUUUGCAUGCACUGGGAUGACUUCACCACAGGGAUGGCCAUGUCCUCUACGCUCAUGACCGUGUCUGUCGCCAUUACCUACGCCAACUUCUACGCCUGCCUGCAAUGCCUGUACGGCUGGAUAGUGAGCAUAUUUGCCUUUUUGUGUGGCCUGGUCUAUGCACUUGAAGUGGUGAAGGACAAAAUCCUGGACAAGAAGGAAGGGGUCUACCUGGCUGCCCUGCCUGGAUUCUGGAAAGUCAUGGAGGCCUUUGUGAGCUGCAUCAUUUUUAUAUCACUGACUGGUUACAGAGACAAGCCAGUUCUGAUCUUGUGUGUUAUAGCUUAUAUCAUCCCUUUCCCCAUCCUCCCUCUAAUCAUAGCCACCAACAUCCUCAAAAAACUGAAGGCGUGUUUGCCCUUUAACCUGGACAGGUUCGUGUUUAUUUUUCUGGUGAUCUCUGUUAUACUGUAUAUAUUUGCUGCUAUCAUGUGGCCCAUUUUUAUGUUCAGAAACAACCCCCGUCCAAGCGACUGUCCACCCAGCUUCUGUAUCUGGGCCAUAGAGUUUAUCGUUGCAUUUAUGACCUACGUGAAUCUCAUUCUUUUCACACUGGACCUCGUUUUCACCCUGCUUGGUAUCUGUGGCUUUAAACGCUCAUAA